AUGGAUCUCAACUCCGAGCGUCCCUCUGACAAUGUCGUUCAUCGCAGUACAACAACAGGCAAAGUGGACGUUGCCGCGGAUGUUGUCGGUACGGAAGCUCAACAAUACGAUGCCGCUAUCGAGCGACGAGUCAUCCGGCGGAUCGAUCUAUUCGUUAUACCGUUCCUAUGGAUUGGCUACGGAUUCGUUUAUUACGACAAAGCAAUCCUCGGUGGUGCUUCGAUUUUCGGUCUGAUCACAGCACUUGACCUCCGUGUGGUCGUGGACCCAACCACAACGCCACCGAAGACGUCCACUCAGCGACUGUCCUGGGCGAGCUCGCUUUUCUACUUCGGAAUGCUUGCAGGAGUCAUACCCUUGACUUAUGCCUUCCAGCGCCUGCAUCUUUCGAGAACCAUUGGCGCAUGUGUUGUAAUAUGGGGAUUGACUUGUAUGGCGACCGCCCUUGUCACCACACAUCAAGGUCUGUAUGUGCAGCGGUUCUUUCUGGGCUUUCUCGAGAGUAUGCUCCCCACGGCAUUCAUGGUGAUUGUGUCUUCAUUCUACACCCAGAAGGAGCAGACGUGGCGGCAGUGUUUGUGGUAUAGUGCAACCGGAGGCUGGACUGUGAUCGGAGCUGGCUUGAAUUACGGCUUCGCCAGCAUCAAUUCCGGCAACUUGCAGCGCUGGCAAUACUUGUAUAUUAUGGCUGGAGCACUAACUGUCCUCUAUGGUCUGCUCUUCUUCCUGUUCCCGCAGACACCUAACACGGCUUUCUUCCUCCAUGGGCAAGAAAAGACUAUUGCACUUGAGCGGCUCCGACGCAGUCAGAUGGGCGUGCGGUGCAACACAAUCAAAGGAUCCCAGAUCAAGGAGGCUCUUACCGACCCGAAAGUGUACCUCAUCGCGCUUAUGAUGGGACUCGCGUACACCGUCAACGGUGCCGUCUCGGCAUUUGGACCUCUGAUCGUCUCAACAUUUGGAUAUUCGCCUCUCACAGCAAUACUAUGGCAGAUGCCUCUUGGCGGAGUCUGCUUUGUGACGAUUCUUCUGUGCGGCUACCUGUCUCUUAUCAUCCCGAAUAUUCGGUUGAUCAUGAUCAUCUUCAAUUGCCUGCCAGUCAUGGCGGGUUGUGCGAUGAUAUGGAAAUCGUCAUGGACACAUCAUGCUGCGACGCCAUUGGCAGGCUACACAUUGAUUGGGUUCUUUGCGCCAGUGACUAGCUUGAUCGUCAGCAUGGGAAUGGUCAAUGUUGCUGGGAACACGAAGAAGAGCGCUAUGGCCAGUGCUACUUUCUUCAUGUAUUGCGUCGGCAAUAUUGUAGGUCCGUUCUGGAUCAAGACCGAGCAGGUCGCACAGCAUUACCCGAUGCUAUGGAAGGGCAUCCUUGGAAGCUAUUCGGUGCUUGUGCUAGUCGCAGCAAUACUUUAUAUCAUGCUCCGUCGUGAAAAUCAACGGAGGGACGCCACUGGGCUUGACCAGCAAGAGGGAGAAAAGCAUGCUUUCGAGGACCUGACUGACAAAGAGAAUCCGUGGUUUCGAUACGCGUACUAG
Molecule: messenger RNA, 1533 nt
Organism: Cyphellophora attinorum
Lineage: Eukaryota; Fungi; Ascomycota; Eurotiomycetes; Chaetothyriales; Cyphellophoraceae
Product: putative transporter
Exons: 2
Coding region: 1-1533 (510 amino acids)
Biological process (GO): transmembrane transport
Cellular component (GO): membrane
Molecular function (GO): transmembrane transporter activity
Source: RefSeq, a predicted model, not a curated record